This is a messenger RNA of Tribolium castaneum (red flour beetle), 1253 nucleotides long. RefSeq lists its product as uncharacterized. The coding region runs from base 173 to 1210 and encodes 345 amino acids. The transcript has 7 exons. Gene Ontology annotation, molecular function: L-galactose dehydrogenase activity. Lineage: Eukaryota; Metazoa; Arthropoda; Insecta; Coleoptera; Tenebrionidae. The record is from RefSeq and is a predicted model, not a curated record. Gene Ontology annotation, cellular component: cytosol.
UUUGUUUUGAUGUUUUUGCAUCAAAUACAGCAUCACUUCUGUUUGCAUUUUUAAUCGGUCUCGCUGGAGAUUAAAUUUAGUCAGUCCACUGUUAAUCAAACCAAUUUAAAAACAGUCCCAGCUGUUAGUUUAACCUAGCCCGUGUUAAAACUGUACAAACAGCGUUUAAAAAAUGCCGGAAUUGCCUGAAACCUUCGUACCCGGCUUCCACGACGAAAAUGCAGUCAGAAAAAUGAAAUACAAUAAAUUCGGUAACACCGGAAUGAGUGUGUCACAGCUGUCUCUUGGGGCCGGAGGAUUUUGCCUGAAUUAUGGCCAGUUUUCGCUGGAACAGUGCAAAGCGACGGUCCACGAGGCCCUCAAGAGCGGCAUCAACUACAUCGACACGGCCCCGUGGUACGGCCAUGGCGUAUCCGAGGAAGUUCUAGGCAAGUGCCUCGAGGGAAUCCCGCGGAAAGCUUAUUACAUAGCUACGAAAGUAGCUCGCUAUGAAAAAGACCCCAAAUUAAUGUUUGAUUUCUCUGCGAAGAAAACGAGAGAAAGCAUCGAUGCGAGUCUGAAAAAACUGAAGCUUGAUUACGUCGACGUCUUACAAGUGCAUGAUAUCGAGUUUGCACCUUCGUUGGAUAUUGUCCUUAAUGAAACGCUUCCAGCGGUUCAGGAGGCGCAACAACGGGGAAAGGCGAGAUUUAUAGGAGUGACCGGGUAUCCGGUUUCGGUCCUCGCCGAAUGCAUCAAAAGGAGCACAGUUAAAAUUGACUCGGUUUUGUGUUACACAAGACUGUCAUUACUCAACCAAACGGUCAAGGAGUAUCUCCCUAUUUUCAAAUCGAAAAAUUUGGGAAUUGUUAACGCAGCUCCGCACUGUAUGGGCCUGUUGAGCAGUGCAGGGCCCCCGGAGUGGCACCCAGUGACCCAAGAAAUCAGAGAUGUGUGCACUGCAGCACGAGAGUAUUGCAAUAAAAAUGGUGUUGAAAUUGGAAAACUCGCUCUGUAUUAUGCCCUAAAUGAGGAUGGCCCCCAUACUAUCCUCGUCGGUAUGAAUAACACUGAUUUGUUUAAAUGCAACCUGGAUGUGCUCCAUAACGGACUGAGUGAUAAAGAAAAGGACGUGUACAAUCACGUGAAAAAUAACGUGUUUGCAAAACUGAAAAAGACUGAUUGGGAAGGUGUUGAAGUGGCUCGGUAUUGGGACACGGUCAAGGCUUGAUUCAGUAUUUUAUUUUUCAAAUAAACCGUUUUAAUUGCUUUCA